Molecule: messenger RNA, 3228 nt
Organism: Gregarina niphandrodes
Lineage: Eukaryota; Apicomplexa; Conoidasida; Eugregarinorida; Gregarinidae
Exons: 1
Coding region: 1-3228 (1075 amino acids)
Source: RefSeq, a predicted model, not a curated record
AUGCACGCGUUACCCGGCGCGCAGGCGGCCAUCGGCAGCCACCGGUCGGGACUAGACCUAUCGGUAAAUUUGUCUGCUGCGGCCCUCGCCGCCAGCAGACGCUUCCGAGAACCCAGCGGCUCCUUCCGAGUACCCAGCAGCGUCUUCGAAAGCGACUUGCCCGUGAGCAUCGAUACCGAGCGCAUUCGACGCUAUGAAUUGGAACAGACCGAACUUAGGUCCAGAGACCCAAGGUCGAGCGACCUACGACUGAAUGAGCUCCGACCGAGCGAGCUGCGACCCAAAGAGCUACGACUGAACGAGCUACGACCGAGCGAGCUGCGACCCAGCGAGCUGGCUGUUGGUGGGUUACUACGGCCGAGCGAGAUGAAGCCUAGUAAACAUAGGCCGCUUGAGUCCCUGGGGCGACCGCUCGUCAGUCCGUCCGAGCCAGGCGGGGUACAAUCUUUUGUGCUCGCACGAGGCUCGAUCGGACGAGGCACGGCUCGGAGUACAAUGCAGAGCAGCCGGUCUUCUGCGGGCGAGAGGCUGGUAGACCCUGGCGCCUCGAGUCCUCUGGCAGGUCACCAGAGCCUCUCGGAAAUCCGGUCGGAGAUCCGGACAUCGGCCCAUUCGGAUCUCCGUUCAAGACUCCGGAUCCAACGCAGAGCGUUGAAGGCACAGUGCGAAGCGGCGGUUUUCAUAGCAGAGAAUCUUUGUAUCCCUCAGGGCGAGGCUGAACUACGGGCUUUGAUGCGCGGCCACGAGCUUCCGAAAAGGGAAGGCCGGGAUAAGAUCAGGAGACAUCUCAAGAAGCCGGCGCUGCUCCAGUGCUUGCACGUCUCACCGGAACUUUGUGCGCAUAUUGACCACUUGAGCGACGCCGAACUCUUCUACUGCAGAGACCAAGUUCGGCCCACAGCCGUCGUAACCUCUGCCCACCAUUUCACCCCCACCACACACGUCAACCAGGCGACCCCGGGGGCUCAUGUCACUCCGACCCCGUCGGGAAUUUGUGUGAAACGAGAAGACCAAAUUUACUCCGUGACCCAUUCCGCCUCCAAUGCUAGAGCGACUCUUCCCCGGGCAAAAUACGGUCAGCAGCCCCUCACGUAUUCGGAAAUACAACCGAACUGGAACCAAGUGGCAGGUAAUAAUUCGGUGGUAAGAACAGUUAUUCAUACCCUUCCAGCGAGGCCGAUGGACGAGAUCAGAACCACACCAGUCGAAGAACUCAUCCAGGCGGCCCCUCUCCAAGGUAAGUACCACGGCAGGCCGUUCAGUUCUGGUAUGCCUGCGGGGUCCAGGAACACCUGCCCAACCCGUACGUCAUUCGGCAGUACCUUUGUGAGAUGCUCUCCUACAACUCGGUCCAGCUUCAGCCCGACCGGCAACUCGGUUCGCCGAAUGGGUAACAGCCCCCUAUCCAGCAGUCCCCUAACCAGCGGCCAACUGGCCUCCAGCCCCGUAGCCAGCACCCCUUCGACCAUUGGCGCCAUGGGCAGUCCGCUCCAUAACGCGCGGCACACAGUGGGACCAUUUGGCAGUGUGCCAUUCAGGGGUCUACCAACGACGACCACCACCAGACACAGUAUGCCCGUCUACCCGACCACCAGUCCCAUUGCUCAGUUGGCGUUCAGCAAGCGCAACCUGCCUGGCCCUAUUGGACCUACACCCCGGCUUGUGCACUUGGCUGAGAACCAGUCGCCUCUGAACUACUUCGAAGCUUCGCCACCCAAGGUACUCGGCAUCCGCCCCCGGACGCCAAUGCACCAUCUUCGACCCAGUAUCGUCCCCGACCGACUAACGGCUUGGGGCGGGCAGGCCAGUCCGGCGCAAAGCGACUCCGACCAGCGCAGACCCGAGUAUAGUAGGAUCGGACGCAACCCUAGCGCCGAUUUCAGUCGAUGGCCCUCGCUACAGCCUAGGCUCAGUCCUUUACCCCUACCCACCCCCUCUGCCAACCCACUGUCUGCCAUCGGACUAUCCGGCAACCGAUUCGCUGGCAACCAAUUUGGUGGCAACCAAUUUGGUGGCAGUCAGUUCCCGACGAACAGACUUCUGACCAGCCGGUUGCCGCUCGAUGUUAUUCGGUCUAGCAGUAGCCCUCUGGCCCGGUCUACUUUACCGGCCUCUCUGAGGCCGAGCUUCAGGACCGCCUCUGAUCCGCUGGCCAACUGCGAGCCGGUCGCGAACUGGGGCGCCGUAAAAGGCUCCAGCCAACGAGCGACCUUGCCCUCGCCAGCACGACAUCUGUUCCCAGUUCAAGAGGCGCCUUACUUGCGUCCAUAUACAUUGGACAUCCGACCGAGCCCGCCUUUCCUGAGUAACCGUGCUCCGAGUUAUAGUUUGGCUGCCCCUCUUGACUCUAGCCCUCUUGGCACUGGUCCUGUUGCCAUUGACGGUGUGCUGGCAAAGUCCAACUUGACCCUGGGGCAGCCCAACGUGACUCUGGGCCACUUCAACAUGCCCCUGAGGAAACCCAACUUAAUCUGUUCGCCACUCCAGCCGGCUUUACAGGCGGGUGUCCAGCCGGCUACGGUGGAUGGAGCACUGCUCUCAGGGCCUCAGGCCCCCAUCCAAAUCUCCCCUCAGGUCCCCAUUCAAGGCGCGUUAUCUCUGUCUCCGAAGGAGAUGAGUCGGCUGGGAGAAGGAGUGGAACAGGAGUAUUCCGGAGACAUGGGGGAAUGGGGGUUCCAGUCUGAAGUGUCAGGUGCACGUCAUACGGCACCCAUGAUGGUGGCUGCCAAGCCGUUAGAUAGCAUCCUGGAUGCGAUGCGCGAAGACGUACGUAACCAUGUUGCGAAAAAUGGGGCACGCGAUUUGAAUGCAGCUCCCUACCCUUCUGACAGCGGCUUCUCGCUGGAUUACGCAGCGUCCACAAGUCCCCAGAACUCCGAACGUACUGACUUCAGCUCUGCUUCCAGCGUGCGGCGCCAAAACCUUCUCAAGAGAGUGCUGCCCAGACCACGGCCUGAGACAAUUCCGGAGAACCACUCCCUCUGUUCCGGAAGCCAAGACCUGGUACCAAGACAGGACGUGGUACCAAAACGAGACCAGGUCUCUGGACAAAACCCGGUCGGCGCAAGUCGAGCCGGCAGCAUUAAUGUCUCCGGAGUUGAGAUUCCGCUGCUUCAUAUUCAAAAGCUAGAAGCCCGGAACGAUCCCGGUGCCGUGGUUGGUGGCUUGGCAGCUGGUGGGAACCUGCCUGUUGUCACUGGCGGAAGCUCGCCAGAUGACUUAGACUAG